AUGGACGAGCAGGAUGGAACUCAGCAAGACGCAGCAUCGACUUCUGAACCACAGUACGAGGCAUUCAUGUCUAUAAUCGAAGACAUCCAGAGCUCUGAGCCACAAUCCCGUUCAGCGAUGUCUGAAGCCGAGGAAGCCGUUAUACAUCAUAACAGCGUCCCAUCCAGCCCCAAUCCCAAAAACGACAUUGAACCACUUCAACCCCAACAGCAAUACUCCUCUCUCUGUCCGUAUCCCACUCCCGACGCCUCGCGAGCCUCCUCGCCUCUAUUCCAAAAAGAAGAAGACCUCUGCGAUUCAACCCCUCCUCCGCUCCGCAAGAACAAUAAAAUGCCAUCUGAACUCCCCGACCAACCCUAUCCUCCUCCCCUUGGAAUACAACAAACACAUUCUCCGCUCACAUCACUCCAUCGCGAUCGAUACAGUCCCUAUGAUCCCCUCUCAUACGUCCUUCAAGACCCGAUCCAAGUCUGGGCGAUAAGAUUGACUCCCAAACGCACGCAAUACGAAGUCGAAUCUUCUUCCCCUGAGUCUUUGGCACUCGAUGACGACGAUGAUAACAACGAAGCUAUUACACCUACACGGGCGGCGGGUGGAAGGUGUAUGAAGAAUUUGCAACCGCUAGAAGAUAUUGGGCGGAGAGUAAGGGUGUCGAAUUUUCGAGGAAAAGAGCUGUUGAGUGGACUCGAGGAAGAGGCGAGGAAAAUGAAGGGGAAGAUGCCGGAUUGGGAGGGAUUGAAUCAGGAGAGAAGAGAGGAGGCAUCUGGGUGGGAGAAGGUCGACUUGGUGGGUCCUGAAAGAGCAACAAAGUCGGCUGGUGGAACAAUACAAUCUCGGUCGCGAGACAUUUCAGAGCCACUACGAAAGGUUAUGGCUACUACUACUAUACCUGAGGGGAAGCCAUUGUCUGUGCACUCUUCGGGGCAAGGGCGGCCUCCGGGUUCUAAUGUUGAAAUUGUCAUCGAGGGCGAGCGACUUAGACCCGAUCAGAUACCAUUUUCUCUUACGCAAUUGGGCACCAGAUUGAGAACAGGUAUUUCCUCAAUCGUGUUCUUGGCUCCUGCGCCUGACAAGCCGGGCCCUAUCAAGAGAGCACUUGUCACGAGGAACAGCGUUGCUUGUUCGCAGGAGCGGAAUUGCCGCAAUAAAGUUCGGAGCGAGAAUGGCAUGGCAGCUGUUUUGGAGCCAAAUAGGAAGACGCAAUUGACAGGAGGGAACUGUGAAAUAGAAGGGUCUGGCGCUGCAGAGAGCGGAAAAGAUAAACAGCAGAACGAGUGUCGAGCUGCGACUGUGGCGGCUUCUCGUCACGAGGCUCUUAUGCUCAAGGCGGGCGACCUACAAGCCCCUGAAACGACCGCUGUAGCGCAAUCUGGAUCUGCUCUCCAGCGUCGUGUCGACGUGAUACGCCAUGAGCAAACUCGUGAGCGCAUGCACGCAAAGGCUUGUACCUCAAUUGACAACCCAGCGCUUCACACACCGCGCGCUGCAGAUGCCGCAUGCCAGGCGGAUCUGGUACCGUGGCCCUGCGCCACAGCCAAUUGUAAAAGGCCCAGUGAGAAGUCUUUGGUUCGUUUGUGUAAUGUUGAACGGGCCAAGGUGUUGAACAAUCGGAAUCUUGCUCACAGCGGUACCAGGCUCGUGGCGGACGGCAGUUCCUUUUGCUGGGAAUGUCGUCUGAAGAAGAGCCGUCAGCGAAAAACGCUGCGAAGAAAGCGAGCUGCGAACUUGAACGAAGUUUCUUGUGGGAAGGAAAACGAAGAAAGGACUCUGUCAAAGAAGCGCAAGCUAGUGGAUGCUGCUGCUAUGCUCGGCGAGGACGAAGUAACGUCACCGGCAAAGCGCUGUUGCACCGCAGAGGUAUGCGAAAAAUAUGGACCGGACUCUCGCGCGCCUGUUGAUCAGAAUGCCGCUUCAGUUGAACAAGAUGACUCUGCGAUGGUAGCGCAGGACCCCGACGUGGUUCAUCAAACUGCCAAAGUGAAUCCAGGAUGCAUCUUUUCUGGGGCAUUCGCUGAGGAACUUGAGGCAGUCUCUCUACAACCAGCAUCACCUUGCACAGAGCUGCUUUUGACAAGACCAAUCUGCUCAUUGAACGCUUCGUUCCAACCGCCCGAAGCCGUGGCCGUGGCCAUCCCGAGUGACUGUCAGACACGCGUUGUUGCCGCUGGUGGCACCUACACCGCGCAAAGACGAGUACCUCUUGCGGACAUCACGGCUCGGCUGGUGCCUCAUUCAUCUCCUCCGAGGUCUUCAUCAGUCAAGUAUGGAUCGCACACGCCAUCGCCACUUCGAUCUGUACAGGCCGCGGAGGCAACUCCGCCUACUUCACCCCUCCCGAUUUCGCCAAUGUCGCCAACACCGGCUCGUGGAUAUGAUGUGUUAUCGUCAUCCAAGAAUGCGAUAAAGUCGGUGUCCUCUCGAACUAUCGUCGAACAUCAUUCACGUGCUGUUGCAGACGGUACGUCGUCUUUGUGCUCCUUAUGCGGACAAUUCUUAGCCUGUGAUGCCCAUGAAUUGGGCAUCUCUUGCGCCAAUCCUCUGAUAUCGGGUCAGAAGCGAUAUGCUGCGAAGAAGGCGAGGAGGAAGAGCCUACAAUGGACGCGCAGACAAAAAGCCGAGUCGGUGCAGGAGGAGAAUGACUAUGCUGAUGCUCAUGCCUCGAGUAAGGACACCCGCUUACUUCCAGAUGACAAGCGAAAGCCUUUGAAGGGUAUUCUCAAACGAAAAUGAGCAGAUACACACCGCGCGUGCGCGAAUUAUUCUUGCUGUCGAUGUCAUACUUGAGAAUGUGGUGGUCAGGUAGCCAUCGGCCGAUUUUGGUACGACCUUUCAAUCCCAACAUUGAUGACUCUGAAACAGUCCCACUCGACCUCGCCAAAAUCACCACCACCACCAUCGCCACCAAUACGAUAUGACAACAUAAGCGAAAGUUGAUGGAUUAUAGCACAGUCAGAUCCCGUACAUUAUCAUCAUUCACAUUCAUAUUCUUAGAGAG
Messenger RNA from Sphaerulina musiva SO2202, 2995 nucleotides. RefSeq lists its product as uncharacterized. Bases 1 to 2730 code for a protein of 909 amino acids. NCBI's taxonomy places the organism in Eukaryota, Fungi, Ascomycota, Dothideomycetes, Mycosphaerellales, Mycosphaerellaceae. The record is from RefSeq and is a predicted model, not a curated record. The transcript has a single exon.